Molecule: messenger RNA, 3327 nt
Organism: Trichechus manatus latirostris (Florida manatee)
Lineage: Eukaryota; Metazoa; Chordata; Mammalia; Sirenia; Trichechidae
Gene: THAP12
Product: THAP domain containing 12
Exons: 5
Coding region: 141-2429 (762 amino acids)
Molecular function (GO): protein dimerization activity
Source: RefSeq, a predicted model, not a curated record
CCGCCCGCCCCUUCCCUCGGCGCGCCGGCCCUACCGAGCCGGCCGGCCGGCCUGGCUCCCCUCCCCGGCCCCGACGGGCGGGCGGGCUGCCCUGAGGAGACGGGGAGGGGAGAGCUGGGCCGGCCGGCGGGCGGGCUACGAUGCCGAACUUCUGCGCUGCCCCCAACUGCACGCGGAAGAGCACGCAGUCCGACUUGGCCUUCUUCAGGUUCCCGCGGGAUCCAGCCAGAUGCCAGAAGUGGGUGGAGAAUUGUAGGAGAGCCGACUUAGAAGAUAAAACACCUGAUCAGCUUAAUAAACAUUAUCGGUUAUGUGCCAAACACUUUGAGACCUCUAUGAUAUGUAGAACUAGUCCUUAUAGGACAGUUCUUCGAGAUAAUGCUAUACCAACGAUAUUUGAUCUAACCAGUCAUCUGAACAAUCCACAUAGCAGACACAGAAAACGAAUAAAAGAAUUGAGUGAAGAUGAAAUCAGGACACUGAAACAGAAAAAAAUUGAUGAAACUUCUGAACAGGAACAAAAACAUAAAGAAACAAACAACAGCAAUGCUCAGAACCUCAAUGCAGAAGAAGGAGGUGAAGAACAGGAUGAAGACAUUUUACCUUUAACCCUCGAAGAGAAGGAAAACAAAGAAUACCUAAAAUCUUUAUUUGAAAUUUUGAUUCUUAUGGGAAAGCAAAACAUACCUCUGGAUGGACAUGAGGCUGAAGAAAUCCCAGAAGGUCUCUUUACUCCUGAUAACUUUCAGGCUCUGCUGGAAUGCCGCAUAAAUUCUGGUGAAGAGGUUCUGAGAAAACGCUUUGAGACAACAGCAGUUAACACACUGUUCUGUUCAAAAACACAGCAGAAGCAGAUGCUAGAGAUCUGCGAGAGCUGCAUUCGGGAAGAAACUCUCAGAGAAGUGAGAGACUCACACUUCUUUUCCAUUAUCACCGACGAUGUGGUAGACAUAGCAGGGGAAGAGCACCUGCCUGUGUUGGUGAGAUUUGUUGAUGAAUCUCAUAACCUAAGAGAAGAAUUUGUGGGCUUCUUGCCUUACGAAGCUGAUGCAGAAAUUUUGGCUGUGAAAUUUCACACUACGAUAACUGAGAAAUGGGGGCUAAACAUGGAGUACUGUCGUGGCCAGGCUUACAUUGUGUCCAGUGGAUUUUCUUCCAAGAUGAAAGUUGUUGCUUCUAGACUUCUAGAGAAAUAUCCUCAAGCCAUCUACACACUCUGUUCUUCCUGUGCCUUAAAUAUGUGGUUGGCAAAAUCAGUACCUGUUAUGGGAGUAUCUGUUGCAUUGGGAACGAUUGAAGAAGUUUGUUCUUUUUUCCAUCGAUCACCGCAACUGCUUUUAGAACUUGACAGUGUAAUUUCUGUCCUUUUUCAGAACAAUGAAGAAAGGGGUAAUGAACUAAAGGAAAUUUGCCAUUCUCAAUGGACGGGCAGGCAUGAUGCUUUUGAAAUUUUAGUAGACCUCUUACAAGCACUUGUUUUAUGUUUAGAUGGUAUAAAUAAUGACACAAAUAUUAGAUGGAAUAACUGUAUAGCUGGCGGAGCAUUUGUACUCUGUAGUGCAGUAACAGAUUUUGAUUUCAUUGUUACCAUUGUUGUUCUUAAAAACGUUCUAUCUUUUACAAGAGCCUUUGGGAAAAAUCUCCAGGGUCAAACCUCUGAUGUCUUCUUUGCAGCAAGCAGCUUGACUGCAGUGCUGCAUUCACUAAAUGAAGUGAUGGAAAAUAUUGAAGUUUAUCAUGAAUUUUGGUUUGAGGAAGCCACAAAUUUGGCAACCAAACUUGAUAUUCAAAUGAAACUCCCUGGGAAAUUCCGCAGAGCUCAGCAAGGUAACGUGGAUUCUCAGCUAACCUCUGAGAGUUACUACAAAGAAACCCUAAGUGUCCCAACAGUGGAGCACAUUAUUCAAGAACUUAAAGAUAUAUUCUCAGAACAGCACCUCAAAGCUCUUAAAUGCUUAUCUCUGGUACCCUCUGUCAUGGGACAGCUCAAAUUCAAUACGUCAGAGGAACACCACGCUGACAUGUACAGAAGUGACUUACCCAAUCCUGACACACUGUCAGCUGAGCUUCAUUGUUGGAGAAUUAAGUGGAAACACAGAGGAAAAGAUAUAGAGCUUCCAUCCACCAUUUAUGAAGCCCUCCAUCUGCCUGACAUCAAGUUCUUUCCUAAUGUUUAUGCAUUGCUGAAGGUCCUGUGUAUACUUCCUGUGAUGAAGGUUGCCAAUGAGCGCUAUGAAAAUGGACGAAAGCGUCUCAGAGCAUAUCUGAGAAACACUUUGACAGACCAAAGGUCAAGUAACUUGGCUUUGCUUAACAUAAAUUUUGAUAUAAAACAUGAUCUGGAUUUAAUGGUGGACACAUAUAUCAAACUCUAUACGACUAAGUCGGAGCUUCCUACAGGUAAUUCAGAAACUACUGAAAAUACCUAAGAGACUGUUUUAAAAUAGGUUUUCUAUUUGAUAUUUGGAGGAAAAGCUGUAAGGCAUAUAUAGGCCACUUAAUCACUGAAUAUCUUUGCCUAUAGGCCUCUGAUUAUUAGCCAUUGAUAAUCUACCUAUUUAAAUGGCCCCUCUUUUGAACUGUCAUGCUUUAAAGAUGUAUCUGUUCUUCCAGAAGAUAGCAGUUAAAGUGCCACGUUUUGUUUCUGUGUGAUCUCUCUUGUGGCACUCUGGAGUUGUUUUAGUUAAGUCAUUUUAGACAUAACAUCAUCACUGUGGAUCUAAUUAAUCAGGCAGGUAUUGAGUUACAGUCCUUUUAAGAAAUAAAUUUUGAGGAGGUGUGGGAAGAAGGAAUAUAUUUUAUAAAAUGUUACAAUGAAUCUCAAGACUGAUCUUUGACUAGUGGGAGUUUUAAGUAUGUUGUAAAAAAUCUGUAAUGGACAGUGAAGGGAAUUACCAGAGUGAGACAAACUGAGCUAGCCAAACAUGUCUUUAUCAAAUGAACCUAAAGGAACAAGUUACAGUUAAAGUUCGAAUGGAAGAGCUUACCAUUGUUCCACAUCUGUUUGCUGCUGUUUACAUUCCUUUGUUGAGCCUACACCUUCAUAGACUUUUUGGCAGGUAUAUGUUGAACACUUCUGUUUCAUGGUUAAGACAGAAUCUGAGGCCAUGGACACUAACAACUGAUACAUCUGUUGUCUUCUGUCUUUUCCAUGACUACAUCUACUGCCUCAUCUUGAUUUAUAAGCAAAACCUGGAAAACCUACAAAAAUAAGUGUUUUGUGGUUUAUCUAGGAAUAAUACAGAAAAUAUUACUGUUAUUUUUGGUGAAGAAGAUCAAUUUUGUACAGUUUAUUUCAAUCUAAAUAAAAUGUGAAUUUUGUUUAAA